AACCCAUCAGCAUCCUAACCGCUUCAUCGCCGGUGUCCGUGUGACAGAGAGAUUAUGUUCACUAUCAAGGUGUUGGUGGCGGUCGUACUCUGUACGACAGGGACGUUAGCUGCACCUCAACGGCCUUCAGGCGGCGCUGACAAAGAUGCGGUGAUCACAUCGCAACAGCUCGAAGUUAACUUCGAUGGCAAUUACGUGAAUAACUUCGAGACGAGCAACGGGAUCAGCCACCAAGAGUCGGGCCAGCCGAAGCAGGUAGACAAUGAGACACCCGUGGUCUCGCAGGGCUCAGAUUCGUACACGGCGCCCGAUGGUCAGCAAGUGAGCAUCACGUACGUGGCCGACGAGAACGGUUUCCAGGUGCAAGGCUCUCACAUCCCCACGGCACCUCCAAUACCGCCAGAGAUCCAAAGGGCGCUCGAGUGGAACGCGGCUCACCCCGAAGAGGACGACGGCGGUCAACCACGACCACCUGGCCGAGGUUAAACGGGCGAACAAUACCUCAAACGUGACCUGACUUCGAGCCAGCUUGCCAUGGACAGAACCGACCCCGGGCCUCCGAUGCAACCAUAAAAAUAAAUAUAGUGUGGUAUAUUAAUCUAGGAUUAUACGUAACAAAACGAAAAAAUAUUAAGGCGCGAGCCAGCCGGUAUAUAUAAUAACUAUAUACUUCCGAGAUUCUUUACCUUACCUGUAUAGAAGAAAGUGAUGCGCACUGUUCAGCAGCUUACGACAGGAUCGUGCCGAUGCGCGCACGCUACUUUCAAUACGUAAAUAAAAAAAAAAACGCGAGAAAAAAAAGAACGACGCCAUCGCAGCUGCGUGGACGCGUAACAAUAGCGUCGAUAGUAUAUACAUUACGUAUAUUUUAACUUGUGAUUUUUGUAUAUAAAUAAAAAGCGUUUUGCCGAAGAAA
Dufourea novaeangliae is the source of this 916-nucleotide messenger RNA. RefSeq names its product endocuticle structural glycoprotein SgAbd-1-like (gene CPR14). The transcript has 4 exons. Gene Ontology annotation, cellular component: chitin-based extracellular matrix. The record is from RefSeq and is a predicted model, not a curated record. Gene Ontology annotation, molecular function: structural constituent of chitin-based larval cuticle. The coding region runs from base 55 to 486 and encodes 143 amino acids. NCBI's taxonomy places the organism in Eukaryota, Metazoa, Arthropoda, Insecta, Hymenoptera, Halictidae.